Molecule: messenger RNA, 5554 nt
Organism: Leptopilina heterotoma
Lineage: Eukaryota; Metazoa; Arthropoda; Insecta; Hymenoptera; Figitidae
Gene: retn
Product: protein dead ringer-like
Exons: 10
Coding region: 626-2683 (685 amino acids)
Biological process (GO): regulation of transcription by RNA polymerase II
Cellular component (GO): nucleus
Molecular function (GO): DNA binding
Source: RefSeq, a predicted model, not a curated record
GGACGCGAACGUCCGCGUGUCCCACAAAAAACUCCUCUUUGUGUGUCCAGAAUUUUUACAAAAUCUUGCCGGCUUUUUUUCCCCCCCGUUUGUCCGUCCAAUAAUAAACAUUCAUUUAGAAAAAAAAACUCGUGUUCUUCGCUUUUUAGUGCUUCCGAAAUUCGAACAUUUAUAAUACGAAUUCGUUUAUAAUAAACAAGAGAGAUAGAGAAAGACAAUUUGAAGUGUUUUCGCCAGGACUUUUCGUUUAAUAGCCGGGUUUUUUUUUCUGACAGUGUUUUUAUUUGUGUUAAAAGAGGAAAAAAAAAAAAUAGUUCGUGUGUGAUUGUGAAUUCUUUUUUUGUUGUUGAAAAGUAAAUUUUUUUGGUGGUGAUGUAAUGGACAAAUUGAAUGAUCAACGACAAUUAGAGUGUUUGUGAAGAAUUGAAAACGAUUUGCGUGAUUUAAUAUAACGUGUGAGAGAAGCGUUUAAUUCGGUCGUCCUUUGUGACAACCUAACCUCACUUUUUCUUCUCUGUUGAACUUUGGCCGUGUUUGGGCCUUAAUCUUGUGUUGAGACCGCGAACCGCGGAUCAAAGCAGCCAAAAUUCGGGUGAAGAACAGAGAACCGUUGCCAUCCUACGCGAUGGAGAUAUCGGAUGAAUAUCAGGACAUUGGGAAUACCGGCGGUGGUGUUGCUAUAUCCAACAUGCCAAUUCCGCAUCAUGGGCAUACGUCCGAAAGUCCCAUGUCGCAUCAGGAGGAAGAUUUAUCAGAUCCAGAUCUCCAGGAUGAGGAAAGUGGCGAGGAACUACCACAACAGCCCCUUCAGGGUAAUAAUCAUUCUUCACAGGAAGUUGGUUCGAUUCCUGUCAGUACACCAACGCCAAUAGCUCAUUUAAAUAAUCUCAUGAAUUCUCAUCAUCCACAUUUUUUGGCGAAAUUAAAAAUGGAGAAUGAUCUGGAAACGUUGAGCAAUCAAAAAGGCCUCGAGGCACUGCAAGCGGUUUGCGGAAAUGGCAAUUUCAGUUUACCAUUUUCGUUUCCAAUGCCACCGGCAUUUUUACCACCGCAUCAUCAUAGUCAAAAUAGUCAUUCGCUGCCUGGGGGUGGAGGCAGUGGCGACGGUGGUGGCGGCGGCGGUGGCGGUAAUGCAAUGACAUCCUCGGCAAGUUCACAUUCAAGUGAAUCGUCACAAAGUAGCGCUCGUAAUGGAAUUGAAACAACACGUGAACGUGAGAGUAGUAAUCAUUCGCAAAAUAAUUCACAAGGAAAUUCACAUCAACAACAAACCAGCUGGAGCUUCGAGGAGCAGUUCAAACAGGUGCGUCAGAAUAAUAAUUGCACGAUGCUAUCGCCGGAACAUUACUCAGGGAGUAUUACGAAAUUGCAGACGGGUGACAAUCAACUACGAAUGUUGUACGAGAUCAACAACGAUCCGAGCAGAAAGGAGUUCCUUGACGAUCUUUUCAGUUUUAUGCAAAAGAGGGGAACGCCGAUCAAUCGAUUACCGAUAAUGGCAAAAUCUGUAUUGGACCUCUACGAACUCUACAAUUUAGUCAUUGCCCGAGGCGGAUUAGUUGAUGUCAUUAACAAGAAACUAUGGCAGGAAAUAAUCAAAGGUCUUCAUCUUCCGUCAAGCAUCACUUCUGCCGCAUUUACACUCCGCACACAAUACAUGAAAUACCUGUAUCCAUACGAAUGCGACAGGAGGCACUUGUCAACGCCAGCAGAAUUACAGGCGGCAAUCGAUGGAAAUCGAAGGGAGGGACGACGGAGCAGUUAUGGAGCAUACGGUGGUGCAGGUGAGACCCUGGUACAGAGGAAUCCUCACACACCAAAUUCAUUGGCCCUUCAUCCACAAAUGUCACCCUUGUCACUUGUCACAGCGGUGACAGGUCAACAUCACGGGCCACAAUCUUUGGUUAAUGGAAGCGGUGUUCAUACACCCCUAUCACAUCCUCAUCAUCCACAGCAUCCACAAGGAACAAUGGGACAACCUAAUGCCGUUCCAGGAUUGGUACCACCAGAAUUGGAAGCUAGAAUGUUUGAGUACAUAAAGCAUUUGAAUAAAGAGCUUAUGAACAAGGAAUUGAAAAACGCCAGUUCUGGAGAUCAAAUGAUGAUGCAUCGACAAGGCAGCGCAUCGCCGCCAACAUCGACAUCACCACGUGACGGCGGUUUUUCCGCAUUGGAAAUGUCACGAUUAACAAUGUGGAAUUUGUAUAAUAACAAUUCCAUUUAUCCUGGCGUUGGUCAUCAUCCACCUUACUCACCACAGCAGGCACAUUCACCUGCGCCUCCAGCUUCCAGUCCUGAACCUCAGAGGGAAGCUCUGGAUCUUGGUCUCAGGUCAUCACCAUUGUCUUCAUCCCCACAAAGACAAAGUCCCCCUUCGUCAAGUGGAAGUAUUCAAGUAAAAAAUGAACAGGACUUAAUUGCCAGAGCUGCAGUUGCUGCCAGUAAAAGGCUCAGGCUAGAAGACGAAGUUCCCGAAGAGAAGGAAACUUUAUUAUCUAAUCCACGCACCAAUAUAACAAUCUCCAAUAGAGGCGAUGGUCGUAACGGAGACAAUUCUCUCGUUGUUAGUAUAGAAUUGAAUGGAACCAUGUAUCAAGGUGUAUUAUUUGCACAAUCCGCAAGUAAGGACCUCACGACUCCAACCAGCAACAGUGCAAAGACACCUCGUACUAUUGUCUCGUGAAGAGGUAUAAAAUUUCAUUUUCUGAAAAAUCUCCGAGAUUUAGUUUAACAAAAAAAAAAAGAAAAAAAAAUCUUUGCUCGUUCAAAUCCAGAACGAAGCAGUCUCAUUUAAUUAACGUUUUCCAUUUUCUAAAAAAGAGUAUGUUGACAAGUAUUUUUUUUUCUUUUUUUUUAAACAUAUUUAAAAAGAAAAAAAUCUCGUUUAGUGUAUUAAAGUAUUUAAUAUUUGUUUAUUUGACACGUUUAAAUUUAUUAAGGACAAACCUUAUCGUAAAAUUUGUAUAUUUUUCAAAUUGUUUUGCAAUUUUCCUCUUGAAGAUUGUAAAACACUUUUUUUUUUGUUAAGUAUUUUUUUCAAGGAAAUAUCAAAAAGAAAGAAUUAUUGAAAUUCUUUGAAAAAUUAAUUUAAAUUUUAACUUUUUUUUUUAUUCAAGGGAACUUGAAGUUUUUUUUUUAAAUUAUAAAUUUGAAAGACUGCUACGCUCUGAAUAAAUUGAAUGGAUGAUGGGUGAUAAACAAAUAUGUAUGUUUUGCGUGCAAUUAACAGAUUUUAUUUAAAAAAAAAAGAAAAAAAAAGUAAAUCUCAUGCCUCGCGCUUCUUUUUAAAUGUAUAACCAAAAAAUUGUUUUUCACUCAGUAUUACAGAAAAAAAAAUUGAUUACAAAUUUUACAGUGAAAUUCGUAAUACUGAUGUUAAAGAAAACAAGGAUGUUUAGUGGACCUUGUUAAUUAAUUAAUUUUGUGUAAAUUUUACAAUGGCUGUUUAAUCUGGUCCUUUUUAAAAAGCAAAAAAAUAGAUUGUCGCGAAAUUUAUUGUUUUUAUUGGAAGCGCCUGGCUAGAGUUAGUAUUAUAGAAAAAAAAGGAAAAUGGCUGAGAAAAUUUAUUUCUUGGCGAAAAACACAGUCGAAUGUUUUUUUUCUAAUUUCUUUCUCUUCACUAAAUCAAAACGACUUAAUUUAUUUAUUAUCCUCGAUUCCUAGACUCGCGUUCGCGUCUUGCGAGUUUUUUUUUUGUUUUUUACUCGCUAUACGAGAGAAAUCUCACACUCUUCUCGUCGAUUUUAUAUAAUAUAGCAUUUUUUUAUUUUAUUCUUGUGUAAAUGAUUAUUUUUUAAAACCAUCUACGACCGUAAUAGUGAUGAAAAACUAUAUAACUUCUCGUUGUCAUUAUUAUCUGUUAAGUUUGUAAAUAUAGCGAGCGAGAGAUCUGACGUAAAAGUAUAUAUAUAAAUAAUUAAAAAUAUGUAUAAAUGUUUAGAAUCGCUUUUUAUUAUUGAAAAAAAAAUUUUCGAGACUUUUAUCAAUGUUCCGCUUCUGUAGAAUUUUUUUUUAUAUAUAUAAAUAAAUAUAUAUAUAUAAUAUUUCGAGUGUCUCGAUACCCGCUUUUCUUUAAUGAAAACGCGGUUUGCCAGUAAAUAAAAAAAAUAAAAUAUAUGGAAAUUAAAAAAUAAAAUAUAUUUCGAGACAAUUGUAGAGAAAAUGUUGCAAAUCGUUUGUAAGACGUUCAUAUAAUUAUUUUCGUUGUCGAAAUUUGUAAUUUAAAAAUUGUACUAUUGUUGUUUAUUCGUAUUUUUUAAUUUUUCGUAUUUUUUAAAAGCGUCAAUUUGUAAUAAAAGAAAAAUUUUCUACGAGAAUUGUAAUGUUUGUAAAUUAAAUUAAUUUAUUGUAAAUGAACGUCUGAAAAAAUUCGCAACACUUAAAGUAAAGAAAAAAAAACUAUAUAAUCUAAAUAUAAAGUAUGUGCGAAAUCUUAAAUUAUGUUUAGGAAUCUUAUGCAAUAUUAUAGACAAAUUAUUUGUAUAUUAUUUGCGUACAUUUUUUUUUACUUCUACUGCAUAAAUAUUCUUGAUAAAAUCUUAAAUUGUUCUUUAAAAAAACACAUCUAUGGAAUAAAUCUGAUUUUUAUUGAUUUGUGCAGUUUAGGAAAAAGAAUUGUAAAAAAAAAUGUUUACAAGUUCUCUUUUAUCGAAUAGAAAAAAAAUGUACGUUUAUUUGUCUUUAUCUGAUUUUAAUUAAUUUUAAAAGAAAUAUGAAAACGAAAGAGAAAACGAGCGGUGGAAUGGAAAAAUAUUUUGUUCAUAGAUCGAAGUUUAGCCAAAAAGACUGUUACAUAGGACGAAUAUUACUCUAGCGACUAUAUAAUUCUUACGACGAUUAAUUAUUAGAAAAAAUAUCAUCAUGAUCAUUAUUAGAAUUAAUCUUAGAAAUAAAAAAAAAUGCGGCUUACUGCUACGUUACGUAAUUUUAAAAGAAAAAAAAGCAUAAAAAAUUACAUGGAAAACAUUUUUAAAAAAUUUUUGUAAAUUCUAAAUUCUUGAAGUAUUUAAAUUUUAAAAAAAUGUAAUUAUUCACUUUUUUAACGAAAGUUUUUAUUUAUUUUAUAAGAUUGUUUUUUUUAUGAUGAGCAUAAUAUUUGGUAGAAUUUUUUUUCCUUUUUUUUAAGAAUUGGUAGUAAAGAAAUUUGUGGUUUUUCAUUAAUUUUUUUUGUUAUUAAUUCCGAUGAUGAUGGCUCGCUUUGUGACAAUGCAAAAUGCUCGUUUUUUGUAUUAUUGUCAUGUUCAAUUGUGAUUUAGCGAGAAGCUCGUUAGGCAUUUGUUAAAUAAUUAGGGCCACCCAUUUGCAUAAGUGAUUUUUCUCUUUAAAAUACAUUUCAUUUUUAAUAUGUAAUAAAAUAAAAGUAAAAAAAAAAAAUAAUAGCACUACACGUACACGCAUAAUAAUCAAUGUUGUAUAUAUUACUAUUAUUAUCGUUUGAAGGAGAAACAAAACACUGAUGACAUUUAUCUACCAUAAACUUCUGUAGCAGCUUAGUUACUUGUAAAUCUAUGUAAACGUGACCCACGAUUAUGAAUAAAAAAAACAUUACUUUUAA